AUGGUGCUAGAACACUCACGUUACCAGGAUCCAAGAACCUGGAAAAUGACUCCCGCCAUGAUCAGAGCGAGAAGGCCCUUUUUCAUGAAAAACUUGGUAGGCUUGGGAGCACUUUUGGCCGUAACCGGAGGAAUUUACGUUUACACCUACAGGUUUCUCAAUAGGGACAACGACUUUGCAGAUGUUCCAAUACCUCCUAUCGACGCUAAGGAGCUUGAAAAACUGAAGAAAGAAUACGAACAGCAUAAGCAAAAUGCCCGCAAAGAUUAA
Messenger RNA from Lachancea dasiensis, 270 nucleotides. The record is from the annotation of a GenBank genome assembly. Lineage: Eukaryota; Fungi; Ascomycota; Saccharomycetes; Saccharomycetales; Saccharomycetaceae.